Molecule: messenger RNA, 3474 nt
Organism: Camellia sinensis
Lineage: Eukaryota; Viridiplantae; Streptophyta; Magnoliopsida; Ericales; Theaceae
Source: RefSeq, a predicted model, not a curated record
AUGCUUUCUUGGAAUAUCAGAGGAACUGGUAGGCAGGAAAAGAGGGGGAAAAUAAGGAUUAUUCUGAAGGAAAGAAAUGUAGAUGUACCUUUUUUUCAAGAAACUAAAAAAUCUGUAGUAGCUGAUAAGGAUGUGAGAGCAUUGUGGGCUAGAAACAAAAUGGAGUACACUACUGUGGACUCUGAAGGCUUAGCUGGGGGACUUCUUUGUAUAUGGGAUCCGGAGGUUUUUCAACUUAAGGACUGCUGUUGCACUAGAAGAUUCAUCAUCCUCUCUGGUACUCUCUUUAAUUCUUUUGACUGUGUACUACUUAAUAUUUAUGCUCCUAAUGAGGUGGGAAAUAGGGCCAAACUGUGGGAUUGCUUAUUAAAGCUAAAAAGGGAGUUUCCUAAUCCAUGGUGUUUAUGUGAAGAUUUCAAUGAGAUAAAAAGUGUAGGUGAAAGGAAGGGUUUCUUUAGAAAAGAUAAAGGCAUGAGAGAGUUCAAUGAAUUUAUUGAACAAUGUGAAGUUAAUGAUAUACCAUUACUUGGCAGAAAAUAUACCUGGUAUAACUCAAUAGUGGGGGAUAAAUGGAGUAGAAUUGAUAGGGUGUUAGUGGAUCCCAAAUGGUUGGAGGUGUUUAAUUUAAAGCUUUGGGGUCUUCCUAGGCUCAUAUCUGAUCAUUGUCCUCUGUUGCUGAUGGAGAAUGAAAGAGAUUGGGGUCCUAAGCCUUUCAGAAUCAUUAAUGCUUGGAAGUUAAAGGCAUGGCAUAAAGAGGUUUUUGGUAGUGUGGUUGUGAAGUUGAAGGAAACUGAAGAGGAACUGCACUUUCUGGACUUAGCUGCUGAAUCCAGAGAUUUGGAUGAGGCAGAAAAAGCAAGAAGUAGAAUAGUCAGAGAUCAGGGUAAGCAAAGUAGAAAUGCGAUCUCUUCCAUUUCUGUCGAGGCUUCUGUGUUGGAAGAUCUUACUCAGAUUAGGAAAGAAGUCUUUGACCACUUUAGCAAGCAGUACACAGAGGAUUGGAGAGUUAGACCUAAGCUAGGUGGCCAAUUUAAAUCAGUCCAAGAUUGUCCUGGUUUUGAUAGGUUGGAAGCAGAUUUUUCAGAGGAAGAAAUUAGGGCUGUUGUGAAGGAUUGUGAUGGUAACAAGGCCCCUGGACCAGAUGGCUUUAACUUGGCUUAUUUUCAAAAAAUUUGGCUGUUGAUGAAAGCUGAUUUACUGAAGUUUUUUAAGGAAUUUCAUAGGCAUGAAAGGUUAGUGUUGGGUCUUAAUAGCUCAUUUAUUUCACUAAUCCCUAAGGUUGAAAAUCCAGUGGGGCUUGGAGACUAUAGACCUAUCAGCCUAGUGGGUUCAAUAUACAAAGUCCUUGCAAAAGUUUUUUCUAGUAGGCUAAAAAGAGUGCUUCCUCAUAUCAUCAGCGAUUCUCAAUCAGCCUUCAUGGGUGGAAGAAACAUUCUGAAUGGUGUGCUAAUUGCAAAUGAGGUGGUUGAUGGCUGGAGAAAGACCAAAAAGAGAGGUCUGAUUAUCAAGCUUGAUUUUGAAAAGGCUUUUGAUUCUGUUAAUUGGUGUUUCUUAUCAUCCAUGCUCCUCAAUUUUAGGUUUGGUGCAAAAUGGAUUAGAUGGUUAAAAGAAUCUGUCAGUACAGCAAAACUCUCUGUGUUGGUAAAUGGUUCUCCAACUGAGGAAUUUUUCCCUCAGAAGGGCCUAAGGCAAGGUGACCCCCUGUCUCCUUUUCUGUUUAAUGUAGCAGCUGAGGGUCUUAAUAUUCUUUUGUCAAGAGCACAGCAGUUGGACUUGAUUAAAGGAGUGACGAUUGGUUCGAAUGGGGUGCUGUUAUCACAUUUACAAUUUGCAGAUGAUUCCAUAUUAUUCUGUGAAGCUAAGGAGAUGGAGGUGAGUAAUAUUAAGAGAGUCUUAAGGUGCUUUGAACUGAUUUCAAGGCUGAAAAUAAAUUAUCAUAAAAUUCAGGUGUGCGGUAUUAAUGUUCCUGAAGAAUCCUUAUCUAGUUUUGCCUCAAAGCUGCAUUGUAAAUCUAAGGCACUUCCUCUUAAGUAUUUGGGUUUGCCUUUGGGGGCCAAUCCAAAUAAGAUGGCAACUUGGAAACCAGUUCUUGAUAAAAUCAAAAUUCGACAAGCAUGUUGGAAAAGAAAACUGCUAUCAUUUUCAGGUAGGCUCACUCUAAUUAAGGCUGUAACCUUUGCCUUGCCUAUGUAUUAUCUAUCUCUUUUUAAAAUGCUAGUGAGAGUUGCAAGAGAAUGUGAGAAGCUACAAGCUGCUUUUCUCUGGGGUGGGUGGGGGUCUAGAAAACCAAUCUACCUGGUUAAAUGGAAUGAUGUAGCAAAGAGUGUGAAUCAAGGGGGCUUGGGCAUAAGAAGAAUAAGGCUGGUUAAUGAUUGCUUGUUAUUAAAAUGGUGGUGGAGAUUUGCCAAAGAGAAAGAUGCUUUGUGGAGACAGAUCAUUUGCAGCAAAUAUAAACUGGAUGUUAAAAGCUGGUGUCCCUCUUCUAUUUCUAACAACAGUUAUUCUGGUGUGUGGAAAGGUAUCAUCUCCAUAGCGGAGAGGAGUGGUAAUCUGAUGUUGCUCUAUCACAACAAUUUUCUUGUUCAGGUAGGAGAUGGGAAAAGAAUUAUCUUCUGGAAGGAUAGAUGGUGCUCCAAUAGUUGCUUGAAAGAUGAAUUCCCUACUCUCUACAGAUUAGUGAUGGAGAAUGAGGUAACUUUGCGUGUAAUGCAUGAUAGGAGGGUUGCAACAGGGGAUUGGAGCCUUCUUUUUAGAAGAAGGCAGUAUGACUGGGAAGAGACGGAAGUCAGUAGUCUCAAGGUGCUUUUGAUGUCUGGCUCAAAUUGUUGUGAUAAUCUGGAGGACAAACCAGUCUGGUUGGCUGAAGGCUCUGGUAUGUUUUCCAUCUCAUCUGCCUUUAGGAGUGAAGUUGUCUCCCUUGGCCCCUCUCUUAUUACUAGCAAGUUAGUUUGGAACAAUCUCACACCCCCAAAGGUCCAUUUUUUUUGCUGGUUAGCAUGGAAAAACAUUGUAAAGUCAGCAGACUUUCUUCAGAAAAUUGGAGUCCUUCAAACUUCUUCACCAGUUCUUUGUGCUUUCUGCAAAACUGUGGCUGAGUCUAACUGCCAUGUGCUGUUGCACUGCCAAUUUUCCUGGAGGGUUUGGUCUGCAAUGUUGAAUUGGUGGGACGUGCUAGGAGCCCUACCCGGAUCUGUGGAAGAUGUUCUUCACUGGUGGGAAGGUGUGAAGCUGAGCAAGAAAGAAAAAUUGCUUUGGAAAGUCAUUCCCUCAACGGUCUUUUGGUCUCUGUGGAAGCUGCGAAAUGAGUGUAUUUUUCAGGCUGCUAAACCUCACUUGAAGGACCUGUGUGAGUUAAUUAAAAUCAGAGUGGCAUUGUGGUUGAACCAGAGAUUCAAGGGCUUUAACUUCACUGUCCAGGACUUCUUGACCAAUUUAAGACAAAUCAGUUCUAUGGCUUCUGCUGUUCUGGGUUAA